AUGCGUCUAAGCUACGUCCUCGUGGCGAUUGCCACCACGCUCCUGGCAACCUGCAACGCUGGGAUUGCCGAGCAGUCCAAGCUCGCGAGUGCUCCUACGAGCCAUGGUAACAUCAGCAACAGAUUCCUGCGGAGCCACGAGACGAUGGAAGAGAAAGAGGAGGACCCUGCCGACGAUGAAGAGAGAUUCCUGAAAAUACCGAAGUUGGCCAGAUUCAAAGGUGACUUCGCCCCCAACAAAUUGAAAAGGAUGCUGAAGGACGAAGACUUCAAACUCAGGAUGUGGGAAAAAAGUUACCAGAAUAAGCGAAGCGUGGAGAUCGUCACGAAAAACCUGCCCGAAAAGUCUAAAGAGGACCCGCGCUACCAGAGUCUGGUCGCCGGUUGCGACGGGUACCGCGGGCUGCACCGGCCGCCGAAGUCACUACUGAAAAUCGACUAA
Phytophthora sojae is the source of this 441-nucleotide messenger RNA. RefSeq names its product Avr1b-1 avirulence-like protein (gene Avh1b-40). The transcript has a single exon. NCBI's taxonomy places the organism in Eukaryota, Oomycota, Peronosporomycetes, Peronosporales, Peronosporaceae. Bases 1 to 441 code for a protein of 146 amino acids. The record is from RefSeq and is a predicted model, not a curated record.